Pimephales promelas (fathead minnow) is the source of this 4040-nucleotide messenger RNA. Lineage: Eukaryota; Metazoa; Chordata; Actinopteri; Cypriniformes; Leuciscidae. The record is from RefSeq and is a predicted model, not a curated record.
AUGCUAGUUACAACCUCAAGUGACCGCAUCUAUGUGACACCACCUAGCCAUACAGGUCGAGUCUUCCUAAAGGUCACUCCUGUGUUGCUGUGGAAAGUUGGAGGGACAGUCAGUCCACUUUCAUCUCUCACCGCAGUCCAGGCCAAAAGAGAGACAUAUCCUAGCAAGAGACUUCAGAGGAGCUACUGCCACCUAAGGGGUAUUCCUCUUCCAUCAUUCAGCAAAAUUCAACCCCUUCUCUUAAUUGGAUCUGAUUACCCAGGUCUAAUCACUGCUAAAGAGCCUCCCAGAUUAGGCCUGGAUGGCGGACCAGCAGCUGUACAUACGCAGCUUGGUUGGGUUCUUCAGGGACCAGACGGGCUUCUCCCGCACCAAAUACCAUCUCAAGAGUGUUUGCUCACCUCCCUUACACCUGUUUGCGAUUCGAUACUCCAAGAGGUCGAACGGCUGUGGCAGUUGGACGUUCUUCCUUACUGCAACGAGAAGCUGGUAAUCCGAUCACGACAGGACCAAGUAGCCAUGGAACUUUUGGAGAGCAGAACACAGCGUGUGGAAGUGGAUGGAAUCUGGCGUUAUGCUACCCCCCUCGUACGCAUACCAAAUGCACCACCACUGAAGGCUACCAAGGAGUCUGUUCUACCCAAUCUUAGGGAUAUGGAGAAACGCUUGAGCAGGGAUCCAGGGAAGGCUAAGGUUUAUGAAGCAGAGAUUCAGAAGCUCUUGGAUGCAGGAUAUGUUGUCAAGGUCUCGUCAGUUCUACAUAUGGAUAAUGAAUCGUGGUUCAUCCCAGAUCAUCUUGUCCACCACAAUGGCAAGGAUAGACUAGUUUUCAACUGCUCCUUCAUUCAUCAAGGCCUCUCCCUCAACCAGCAGCUCCUUCCAGGCCCAUGCCUUGGUGCUUCAUUAUUGGGAGUCCUUAUUCGGUUCCGACAGCCUCCAGUUGCUAUCACCGGAGACAUAUGCACUAUGUUUCACCAAGUAAGGCUCCUGCCGGAAGACAAACCUCUUCUGAGAUUCAUCUGGCGAAACAUGCUGAAGGGGGAUUCGCCUGAUAUUUACCAGUGGGAAGUCUUGCCUUUCGGAACAACCUGCAGCCCAUGCUGUGCGACCUUCGCACUGCAGAAGCAUGUCAGAGACCACCAGGCAGGUGACGAAGCAGUGAGACAGUCCAUAGAACUGAGCUUCUAUGUGGACAAUUGUCUACAGAGUCUUCCCACUGUGGAACAAGCCAAGCAGUUAGUCGACAAGAUGAGAUCCUUUCUUGCCUCUGGAGGGUUCGAAAUAUGGCAGUGGGCCAGCAAUGUCCCCUCAGUGGUCGACCACUUACCAGCAGAUGCCAAAUCGCAGAGUAUAGAACUAUGGCUGCAGAAGGAUCAUUCUAACCCUCAGGAGCCAGCUCUUGGUCUGAUGUGGCACUGCCUCAAUGAUUGUCUGGGUUACAGACACCGCCCGAUGACAGAGUGUCUCCCGACAAUGAGACACAUCUACAAAGUCCUGGCAUCACAAUAUGACCCUUUAGGGUUCAUCAACCCCUUCACCACCAGGGCUAAAGUUUUAGUCCAAAAGCUCUGGGCUAAACUGAGAAGUUGGGAUGACCCAAACAUCCCUACAGAUCUCCUUGAAAGCUGGAGAGCGUGGGAACAUGAGUUACCUAACCUUGCUAAGGUUGUGUUUCCCCGUUGUUACAUUCCUUCACGUUUCAAGGAUGAGGCAUCCCGAUUCAGCUUUCACAUUUUCUGUGAUGCAGCCGAGGUGGCAUAUGGAGCAGUAGCGUACCUGCUUAUCGAGCAACAGGGUGAAGUCCACACUUCCUUUGUGAUGGCCAGGUCAAGGGUAGCUCCAAAGCGACAAUUGACAAUGCCACAGUUGGAACUUUGUGCAGCCUUGGCGGGUGCACAGCUCGCUAAGCUUCUGUUGCAAGAGCCUUGAAAGCAGGCAAACCAGUGAGCACUUCUAGUCGUCUGAACACACUGGCACUGGAGUUUGAUCAUGCAUUAGGUCUAAUUCGGGUUGGAGGACGGCUCUGGAGAUUGGAAGGCCUGAGUCCAACUGAGACUCAUCCAGUAGUUUUGGACUCCCAUCAUUCUGUCACCAAGCUCCUGAUCCAAGACUUUGAUGAACGCUUAUUUCAUCCCGGUCCAGACAGAGUUUUUGCUGAGCUCCGUCGUUACUACUGGGUCCUGAGAGGCCGGCAAGCAGUGAAGAAACACCAGAGGGGGUGCGUUCAAUGUCAGAGGUGGAGGGCUAAGCCAACAGUACCCACAAUGGCUGAUCUACCCUUGUCUCGUCUACGACUUCAUCAACCACCAUUCUUUUCGACAGGUGUUGACUGUUUUGGGCCCUUCACUGUGAAAAUAGGUCGCCACUCAGAAAAAAGAUGGGGUGUGAUCUUUAAAUGUCUGACUACCCCCUGUGUACACCUUGAGCUCCUCAUUAGCCUGGAUGCAGAUGCUUUCUUACUUUCCCUGAGACGUUUCAUCGCAUGGCGGGGUACUCCUUCGGAAAUUCAAGGGACUAAUUUCAGAGGUGCCUAAACAGAACUGAGAGAAGCCUUUAGGAGUAUGGAACCUCAACUGCAGGAACGGCUGGCAGACCAUCAGAUCACUUUCAAGAUGAAUCCUCCUGCGGCACAGCAUUUUGGUGGCACAUGGGAGCGUGAGAUCAAAUCUGUGAAGUCGGCCCCGCGGGUCAUUGUAGGAAGUCAAUCCCUGCCUGAAGAUGUCUUGCACACUGUGUUAGUGGAGGUAGAGGGUAUCCUGAAUAGUAAGCCAUUGGGUUAUGUCUCCUCUGACAUGGCAGAUGUAGACCCAGUCACGCCUAACUUCCUCCUCAUGGGGCGGCGGGACUCUUCACUGCCCCAAGUGGUCUACACUCCAGAACCUCUUUCCAAGCGUUGAUGGCGCCAUGCCCAGACUAUAGUUGAUCACUUUUGGGCACACUAUACACGGCAUUACUUACCUAACCUCCUGCAAAUCGUCUUAAGUGGCAGCGUGAGACCCAGGAUCUGACUCAGGGUACUGUGGUAAUGGUGGUGGACCCACAACUACCUCGUGCUCACUGGCCCAUUGGUAAGGUUGAGAGUCUGGUUCCCAGCGAAGACGGCCAUAUUAGGUCAGCAAAGGUCAGAAUAAAAGGAUCGCCUAUAUCUUCGACCAGUGGCUAAGUUAGUUCAACUCCCAGCACUCCCGGAUGAUGAUGAAACCAAUGUUAAGAACUAAGGAAUUUACGUCUUCUACAUUUUAGCUAUGCUAAUCUGGGGGCAGCUGUACUAAAUUCCUUAUACUUAUAUGGUAAUAGGUAGUAGACCUUAGAUGUAUAUUAAGCUGUAGUGCACGUAGAGCGCAUUCACAUGCAUUCUGAUUUUAGUUUACUUUCAGUUUCGUCUCUGCUGCAUCUUCAUCUUCGACGAGUGGUAACUGCGUGCAUGAAUACUAAACCACACGUUUACCACCUCAAUUCCAAUGCUGUAUAAUGCUGGAAAUGUAUACUGGCACACCUGAAGAGAUAAAUAAUUGAACUUUCUUCUGUCUCCUGUCAUACUUCUUGCCAGAGUUCCGUAGUGGACUAGCCUUCCACGUAACUUCAUAAAAUAGAGUCCUUUUCAGUAGUUAUAUAAGAGUCAUAAUACAAUCCAUAUAUCACGUGGGUGACUUUUUCAUCCAAGACAAAUGUAGUACUUAACAUGAUUUCGGCAAACUAAGUAAAAAAAAAUAUUGUGUAUAAUAAUCAUUUCUGGCCAAGAUAAAAACACAAUCAAAUAAAACUCUUCUCCCAUAAUAGAUUAGAUAUAUAACGUUAUAAUAUUUAACAGUAAUGUGUUUGAUUUUGAAAUGUGUUAAUGUGAUAAAUAUUAUAUUCUUUGUAUAGGUCAAUCGCUGCCGAAACAAUGAAUAAUCGCCACAGGACCCAUCUACCAGUCAAGAUACCUAUGGAAACACAAUAUCUUUAUUCAUUUGUAUUGUUGUUUUUGAUUGUGCUAAUGUUUUUUUAUAUUUGUGAUAUAGUUUCUAGGUUUAGUAAUACAGAAAUAAAAAGAUGAC